UUUAAUAAUAUUGUAUAAAUAUAGGUAGCUUUUUAAAUUUACUAUGCCAGGACUGGGAAUAUUUAAGGACCUAUUUCAUAUGGACCAUGAAAACCACUUACCAGUCCAAGUGAAGGCCAAACCCAGGAGCCAACACGACUGCCUUCGCACCAGCGCGAAGAUCCGCUUGAUCCUCGCCAAGUUUCCUCCCGCGAAACCGAUACACGACCUGCCCUGUCUUGGAUACUCAUGCGACUACGCCUGUGGAAAAUGUACAGCCACGAUUUCCAAAACGAAUUCCCACCCGAUACCACCAUUUCCCGACAAUAACCUGGACACAGAAACGAAUAAUGGCCGGCCAGGAAAUGAUCCGGCCAGGACACAGUUCGAAAAUAGCAAGCAGAGCCAAGGAUGGAAUGCAGUUACCGAAGUAGUUCAGCUGGUGCAGCUAGUGGUGACAGCCACGGCAUUCGCACUAUACUACGUCAUCUACGGCUGGAUGCAGCUGGUCUACCACGGGCUGCGGGUCGCUAUGUUCUUCAGAGAUUCUGACGGGCCGACGAAAAUGAUGCUUGGGGUGGUUGGUGUUACGUCGAUCAUCGUGGGGUGCAACAUGCUCCUCCGCAUCCGUAAGAUCUACUCUGACAUACUGCGAUAAAUCCGGAUUUUUUGACACAGUACAUUUUGUGUGAGA
Messenger RNA from Cydia amplana, 673 nucleotides. RefSeq lists its product as uncharacterized. The record is from RefSeq and is a predicted model, not a curated record. The coding region runs from base 44 to 637 and encodes 197 amino acids. NCBI's taxonomy places the organism in Eukaryota, Metazoa, Arthropoda, Insecta, Lepidoptera, Tortricidae. The transcript is spliced from 5 exons.